Molecule: messenger RNA, 2700 nt
Organism: Arvicanthis niloticus (Nile rat)
Lineage: Eukaryota; Metazoa; Chordata; Mammalia; Rodentia; Muridae
Gene: Tpd52
Product: tumor protein D52
Biological process (GO): B cell differentiation
Cellular component (GO): cytoplasm
Source: RefSeq, a predicted model, not a curated record
AACAAUCUUCCUGCCAGUAUCUAGUGUUUGUACGUCUGAACAGGGCUGCCGCGUGGGGGCCCUCCUUUGUGUACCGAGGAAAGGCCACUCCCUCCGCCCAGGUUGUUCUUUGUCCACUGAAAUUAGCAACAGGUGGUGACUAGGGCCCUCCUAGGGCAUUGGGAGGAGAGUCGCUUGCUGGGAGCUGAAGUCACACGGAGCUGGGCGAGCUGGGCGGAGGAACUUUAGGCACCUUUCCUUUCCUCACCUGGCUGCACAGGCCACUAGGACCUCGGCCCAGGGAUCCAGGCCUGAGGAUUAAUUCCAGGCUGCGUCGGGGCCAUGCUGGCUGCCUUCAUCUGGGAUGGAUUGUAGAGACAUGGAGUUGUGUGAGGAUUACCAGUCCCCGUUUGAUUUUGAUUCCGGAGUGAACAAGAACUACCUCUACCUCUCUCCAAGCGGGAACGCCUCGCCGCCUGGUUCACCGACACAGACCGUUGGUCUGCUGAAGACAGAGCCAGUGGCUGAGGAAGGAGAGGAUGCUGUUGCAAUGCUCAGUGCCCCAGAGACACUGACGGAGGAGGAGCAAGAGGAGCUGAGGCGGGAACUUGCUAAGGUGGAAGAAGAAAUCCAGACUCUGUCCCAAGUGUUGGCUGCAAAAGAGAAGCAUCUCGCAGAGAUCAAGCGGAAACUUGGGAUCAGCUCGCUUCAGGAAUUCAAGCAGAAUAUCGCCAAAGGGUGGCAAGACGUGACAGCAACCAAUGCAUACAAGAAGACAUCCGAAACUCUAUCGCAAGCCGGGCAGAAGGCCUCCGCUGCAUUUUCAUCGGUUGGCUCAGUCAUCACCAAAAAGCUGGAAGAUGUGAAAUUGCAAGCUUUCUCACAUUCCUUUAGUAUCCGCUCCAUUCAGCAUUCGAUUAGCAUGCCUGCCAUGAGAAACUCCCCAACAUUCAAGUCAUUUGAAGAAAAAGUUGAAAACUUAAAGUCUAAAGUAGGAGGAGCCAAGCCUGCUGGCGGCGAUUUUGGAGAAGUCCUGAAUUCCACAGCGAACGCUACCAAUACCACCACCACGGAGCCGCCUCCAGAACAGAUGACAGAGAGCCCCUGAGCUGCCGACCUGUGUCCUGCUGCCCACUGCCAGGUGCUGCAAGCGAGAGCCAAGCACAUCUUGACAACACUCAUGGCUGCAGAUUUCUACCAGAUGUGCUUUUAUUCAGCUUUACUUAUUUCUUUGACCAAAUAGUUUGUGAAUGAAACAAAGUGAAACCACCCUCACCUCCACUCCAGGGAAAUACCCGUUAGCGUGCAUGGAAGGUCCUUUGUAUAGGAAACAUCAUCAUAGAGCCUCUGGUAUUCCCUGCAGGCAACUACUGUGUUUCUCCUUAAAAAUCACUGUACAUCUAGAUUCUAGUUUGAGCUUUUUUUGCUAUCUACAUGAGUCAUUCUUUUUGGGUCUCUAUACACGUAAUCGGUUUCUAACUAAAACUGUUCUUUUCUAAAUUCGGGUUAUUAAAAGUCUUGGAAUUAUUUCAUUACUUCCAAAGAAGAAACUACCAGCUACAUUUAUUUUUCUUAGAUAAACAGUUUUAUAAGGACCAUAUCUUGGGUUUCUGAAGGCAUCAGACUAAGUAGACAGGUGUGUAUACAUUUCAGUAGUUCUGGAAGUUAAAAACAUGCAGACACUCAAACUUCCAGUGGUGUGAGUGUGGGUCCCCCCGGCCCCUUUGGUAACUGUCAUUUAUUUGUAGCUGCAUCGGGUUCAGCAUAUCGGUUAUUUAUUAUACCAUUAUGCAUUUUUUAUAAGAUUAAAAUUUUAUUUCAGGCAAAUUGACAGAAUAACAUUUUGAGGCAAGUAUGUAACAUUACAGUGAGGUGGGAGGUUCCCACACUCAUCAUUGGUAAUUCCAAAAGUCUAAGAAGCCUUUAGGUCUAUACAGCUAUAAAAAUGCUAAAAUAAUUCACCUUAGGGGAAACUACUGCCUCCGUGAAAUCCACUUACCACCCUUUAGGAAGCACAGAAAGUUCUAUGAGAAGUACAACUUGAAUAUUUUUUAUACUAAGGUAUUGUUGACGACUCCGGAGGCUGUAAGGCGUUACUACAGGUGAGCUUAUCAUGCUGUACUUGUUUUCAGUGUGUCAGUGACUGUGAACUGUACUGCAGCCAUUGUUCCCACGUUGACAACUGUCAGGGGGCUCGUGAAUCACAGCUUCCUGAUGUCUCUGCUGAGUUGCUCUAUUGACUGUGGUUACUACUGAUCCACUAUGUUUCCUUUGCUGUGUAUGUUUUUGGCCUAUGAGGGUGUAUCUGUUACUUAACUAUUGUGGUGGUUUUACCAUUGUCCAUGCCAAAUGUUAAUUGCCAAGCUUGGGGUGACCUAGAGCAUUUUUCAAAAGCAUGACUAGAUUUAAUUGAGGAUAAGGUUUCUGCCAACCAGAAUUGAAAACCCACAAUGUCAGUUGUUACAAAACGACAUGCUGCCAUUCCUGAUUGCUGCUUGGAUGCAAUGGAAACUGUGCUCGAUUACAUGUGAAAAUCUUAAUAAAGUCUGUGUCUCAGUAGUGUAGGUUUCAAUGUUUAUUAAGAGGGCAGUGGACUGGACAAAGCUUGUUGUAUUCUAAAAUCAACUGGUAUUCUGGAAGAAUUUUCUUAGAGGACUGGACUGUAGAAAUUUAUCUUUAGAGAUAUAUUGUGAUUAUUCAAUAUAAUGAUUUUUCUACCAA